Messenger RNA from Carassius carassius (crucian carp), 1631 nucleotides. RefSeq names its product ADP-ribosylation factor 6-like. Gene Ontology annotation, biological process: intracellular protein transport; vesicle-mediated transport. The coding region runs from base 476 to 1003 and encodes 175 amino acids. Gene Ontology annotation, molecular function: GTP binding; GTPase activity. NCBI's taxonomy places the organism in Eukaryota, Metazoa, Chordata, Actinopteri, Cypriniformes, Cyprinidae. Gene Ontology annotation, cellular component: cytoplasm. The record is from RefSeq and is a predicted model, not a curated record. The transcript has 2 exons.
GGACGCGAGCGCUCGAAUGCCAAAUGGCGCAGUGCGCCUGAGCAAGAAAGAGAGGAAGUGGCGGCUGAAGCAGCUCCGCACCUUUUCCGGUAACAGCGACAGCAGCACGACCGGGAUCGAGAGAGCGACUGGAGAGGACCAGAAGGGAGCGAGCCGGAGCGCGCGAGAGGGGGCUGUUACAUGAGGGACGGAAGAGGGGAAACUCAGGAUGAAUGACUGACGUCUGGAGGGUUUUAGUGACCGAACGAACGAUCAGAAGCGCGUCUGAAGGGAAUGAGCGCGAAAACAAGACGAGAAGGAAGUCUGAGGAACCCAGUAAGGCCUGUCACGGAUCUACACGAGUAUCGUAUUAGAUCGAGUUUACCUGGUUUCUGAGGAAAGAAGGAGGAACGAGUACGCUGUACGAGUGUUGCAAAACCUACCAAAAACUUGCUUUCCUCUUCCCGCAACAAACAAUAUAUGCACCGCAAAGAAGAUGGGGAAGAUGCUUUCGAAGAUCUUUGGCAACAAGGAGAUGAGGAUAUUGAUGCUUGGACUUGACGCGGCGGGGAAGACCACGAUCCUUUACAAGCUGAAGCUGGGACAGUCGGUCACCACCAUCCCGACGGUGGGCUUCAACGUGGAGACCGUCACGUACAAGAACGUCAAGUUCAACGUGUGGGACGUGGGCGGUCAGGAUAAGAUCCGGCCGCUGUGGCGACACUAUUACACCGGCACCCAAGGCUUGAUCUUCGUGGUGGACUGUGCGGAUCGCGACCGAAUCGACGAGGCUCGGCAGGAGCUGCAUCGCAUCAUAAACGACCGUGAGAUGCGCGACGCCAUCAUCUUGAUCUUCGCCAACAAGCAAGACCUCCCGGAUGCCAUGAAGCCGCACGAGAUCCAGGAGAAGCUGGGUUUGACUCGGAUCAGAGAUCGCAACUGGUACGUCCAGCCCUCCUGCGCCUCGACGGGCGACGGACUCUACGAAGGGCUCACGUGGCUCACGUCCAACUACAAAUCCUAACGCGCGUGGCGAAGACGCGCCCAACUAGAAGCAAUUAACCAAUAACUCUGGCUUCUGUCAGUAAACCUCGGUUUCGUUCUCCAUCUUUGAUUUCGUUGACAUGUAACCCGACUUUUCUUUCGUACGCCCAUUCUGUAGUCCCCCGUUUGCGUUGUAAUGUCCAUAAAGUGUUACUUUCAAAAGCCAUGGGUUGGUUUUGACAGGAAAAAUAAAAAGGGUUUUUGUGUCUGAAGAUCUGGUUUGUCUGUCCAAAAAUGGCAGCUUGUUUGUUUACCUUCUGUGCCAUCAUCACGUUUAACGAAUGUAUCUGGAAAUAAACGCAAAAACGUUCCGUGAAGAAACUGUCCCCGAAGGAGCUUUCGAUUGAACAUCCACACAUCGUUCUUGGCCUUUUCUGGAGGUGCUCCACUAAAGACGUUGAGAAGCCAGGAACGAAGAAUGAAAACCGCAUCAUCUUGAGUGUUUCCGAUCUAAUCCAGCCGUCGGAACCCGGUUCUAUCACGGUUCUGACUCUCCUCAAACUGCACAAAUCACACCAAGCCUCUUUCUCGCUUACUAAAUUAAUGCUUUGUUCUAUUAUUUUGACAUUUGUUAUGCUGAAGAAAUAAUAAAAUCUAUAUAUAUAUAU